AUGCUGCCGUACCUGUUCCCUGAGCUGUCCACCUUUGCUACAGUCGCCGAUCUUAUCACCCACCUUCGCACUAGUGAUGCUCGCCUGCGUGCUGCCCUUCCCACCGAGUUCUGCGCUAAGAACCCCCCUCCACUGUACUGGACACUCCACUUCAUAGUCACCCGACUCCCUGACACCCUCAGCUCAGUUCGAGACCACUUCCUUGCUCGCUGUCCCACUGAGCUCACAGUCGCCCUCCUAGAGGAGCAGCUGCUAGCGGCCGAAAAGAGCAUUGUAGCUGUCGGUGCUGCUCGUGGCGCUCCUCGCACCCCCAUCUUUGAGGGGUGUUCUCCCUCUCCCCUCGCUCCCUCCUACGCUACUGCUGCUGCUGUUGACUUCCUUGGUGCUGAGUCUGCUGGCGCUGCUUCUACUCCUGCGGAGGCGGGGGCGGCGGAGGGAGCGGUGGCGGCGGCGGCGGCGGCGGCGGUGGCGGCGGUGGCGGCGGAGGGAGUGGUGGCGGCGGCGGCGGUGGCGGCGGCGGCGGCGGUGGCGGCGGCGGCGGUGGCGGUCGGAGCGGAGGUAGUGGUGGUGGCGGAGGUCGGAGUGGAGGCACUGGCUCGGGCCAGAGCUCCCAGCAGCAGCAGCGUCCCCAGACGACCCAGCAGCUUCACGUGUGGGAGGUUCCACACCCCGUACCGCUGCUUCUCCCGCCUUGACGACGCUUGGCGUGAGGAGAUGGGCGAGGAUGUUGAGCGCCCCCGCUGGGCUGAGCUCAUGAGGGCUGGUGUUGAUAUCUUUGCUCUUGACUAUGAUGCUAUUAUUGCUGCCAUGUAUGCAUUGACUGUUAGUGCCGAGGGAGACUGUUACUUGUGUGUGCCGCCUGACCCAGGUAUAGAGCCCGCUGUCCUGGGUACUAGUGAGUCUGCUCUCUCCGGUAUGGUGCCCCCUGUACUUGCUCCCUCCAGUGCUGUCCCGACUGUUUGCGAGUCUGCUCUCUCAGGUACAGCACCCACAGAGACUGCUCUCUCAGGUACCGCACCGGCUGAGGCCUGUCACACCUUCACCCUUGACUCAGUCCUUGCCCAGUCCACCACUGUGCUCCCUUGUCCAGCGGUUCCGUCUGGCUCGUUGUCGGGUUUCCACCUCCCCUCGUUCUCGACGAACCUGGUGAGCAACGCUGUCAUCCAGGAUCAGUGGGUUGACACCUUUACCCCUGGAGGACAGCGUGUGGCGAUCUGCACGUGCUCCAGGACCGGCCGUCACCUGGCUACGUUUACCCGUCGGCCGGGGUCGAGUCUCUACACACUGACCACUGCGUCUCCUCAGGUCGCUGCUGUCGGUCAGGUGUCCGCGUCAGGUCUGGUGGCCCACGCCUGUGAGUGUCGUUCCCUGUCGCACCAGACCCUUCUCUGGCACCACCGCCUGGGUCACCCCUCCUUGCCACGCCUCCGUGGCAUGCACCGUCGCAGCCUUGUGUCUGGUCUUCCCAGGUCCCUCCCUCCCCUCCCUGCCUCGCCUGCGCCGCCUUGCCUUCCUUGCGUCGAGGGGCGGCAGCGCGCCGCUCCUCACUCCUCCUCGUUCCCCCCGACAGAGGCUCCUCUGCAGACCCUCCACCUGGACGUGUGGGGCCCUGCCCGCGUUCGUGGCCAGGGCGGUGAGCGGUACUUUUUGCUGGUUGUCGACGACUACUCGCGUUACACCACGGUCUUCCCCUUGCGCACCAAGGGUGAGGUCCCUGCUGUUCUGAUCCCUUGGAUCCGCACAGUUCGUCUCCAGCUCCGCCGCCGUUUCCGGACGGAUCUUCCUGUCCUGCGUCUGCACUCUGACAGAGGUGGUGAGUUUUCCUCCGAUCUCUUGAGGACCUUCUGUCAGGCGGAGGGCAUCGAGCAGACCUUCACGCUUCCGGACUCCCCACAGCAGAAUGGGGUUGCUGAGCGCCGCAUUGGCCUGGUCAUGGAGGUCGCUCGUACCUCCUUGGUCCACGCGGCGGCUCCCCAUUUUCUGUGGCCGUUUGCUGUCCGGUACGCCGCGCAUCAGCUCAACCUCUGGCCCCGUGUCUCCUUGCCGGAGACCUCGCCCACACUGCGUUGGACGGGGGAGGUUGGCGAUGCGUCGCGCUUCCGGGUGUGGGGUGCUCGUGUCAAACAUUGCAUGUUUAUAUUGUCUAGGCUGUAG
Molecule: messenger RNA, 2154 nt
Organism: Closterium sp. Yama58-4
Lineage: Eukaryota; Viridiplantae; Streptophyta; Zygnematophyceae; Desmidiales; Closteriaceae
Source: the annotation of a GenBank genome assembly